UCCCCACCUUCUAUCCCAACCAAAAACACACACCAUCUCACCUUCUUCAUUCUCUGCCAUUUUUCUCUCUCACUUUCUCAAUUGAAAAAAAAAAUAAGAGAGCAAUAAAAUUGCAAAUUUUAAAAGGAGUAAAGUAUGGCAACUGCUAGUAGUAGCAAUUGGGGAGUUGUAACCUCUAAUAAACCAAAGUUUAGUUCAUCAAAAAAAUCCCAAUUUCAUUUCGUUAAUUCUUCACUCCAAUUACCAUUACUCGACUCUCCUAAGAAAUCUUCUACUAAAACUUGUCAACCGCAGAAGAAAAUCACCAGUUUUCCCAAGGAGAGUAAUACGAAGCCUUUUUCUAGAGAGAAUAAAUUAUCUAAGCCGCAGUGGAAUCCUAUCCAGAAGGUGGCCGCGGCCGCCUUGGAUAUGGUGGAGAAGGUUUUAAACACGCGUGAAUGUGAGCAACCAAUGCCGAAAACGGCUGACCCUAAGGUACAAAUUGCUGGGAAUUUCGCCCCGGUUCCGGAGCAACCCGUUCAACGGAGUCUUCCUGUAACCGGUGCGAUCCCGGAAUGUAUCCGUGGUGUGUAUGUAAGGAAUGGAGCGAACCCGUUGUAUGAGCCUGUAGCCGGGCAUCAUUUCUUUGAUGGAGAUGGUAUGAUUCAUGCUGUCCAGUUUAACUCCGAUGGGUCUGCAAGUUACUCUUGCCGGUUCACUGAGACUAAUCGAUUUGUUCAAGAACGGGCUUUGGGUAGACCCAUUUUCCCCAAAGCAAUUGGUGAGCUUCAUGGUCAUACUGGAAUUGGAAGGCUGUUAUUGUUCUACUCCCGUGCAUUGUUUGGUCUUCUUGAUCAAACUAAUGGCAUCGGAGUUGCCAACGCUGGGGUUGUUUACUUUAACAACCGUCUUUUAGCUAUGUCCGAAGACGAUGUUCCGUACCAAGUGAGGGUUACACCUUCAGGAGACUUGAAAACUGUUGGGCGUUAUGACUUUAAUGGACAGCUUAAGUCUACUAUGAUUGCUCACCCUAAGGUAGACCCGGUUUCCGGUGAGAUGUUUGCUUUGAGUUACGAUGUUGUUAAGAGGCCGUACUUGAAGUAUUUCUGGUUCAAAGCUGACGGUACGAAAUCUCCUGAUGUCGAGAUCAACCUGGAGUCUGCUACUAUGAUGCAUGACUUUGCGAUCACCGAGAAUAACAUCGUUAUUCCCGACUCUCAGGUGGUGUUCAAGUUGCAGGAGAUGAUCGGGGGAGGCUCCCCUGUUGUAUUUGACAAGGAGAAAACAUCCAGGUUUGGAAUUUUACCGAAAUACGCUACUGACGGUAGUCAAAUUCAGUGGGUGGAUGUCCCUGAUUGUUUCUGUUUCCAUCUCUGGAAUGCGUGGGAGGAGCCUGAAACCGACGAGAUUGUUGUGAUUGGAUCCUGCAUGACUCCUGCAGAUUCCAUCUUCAAUGAAACCGACGAGAAUCUUACUAGUGUGUUAUCCGAAAUCCGGUUGAACAGGAAAACCGGAAUCUCCACCCGCCGAGAAAUCCUCCCUACUUCACAGAAAAUGAACCUGGAGGCAGGUAUGGUGAAUAGGAAUAAACUCGGCCGUAAAACCCAGUUUGCGUACCUCGCCAUUGCUGAGCCAUGGCCGAAGGUAUCUGGGUUUGCUAAAGUUGACUUGUUCACUGGUGAAGUCAAAAAGUUCAUGUAUGGAGAUGACAAAUACGGGGGUGAGCCUCUAUUUCUUCCAAACCAUACGAAUUCAUCACAAAGCGAAGACGGCGGUUACAUUCUCGCAUUCGUUCACGACGAGAUGAACUGGACAUCGGAGCUACAGAUUGUCAAUGCCACAAAUUUAGACCUGGUUGCGACAGUCAAGCUACCUUCAAGGGUACCUUAUGGGUUCCAUGGAACUUUCAUCAAUGCUACCGAUUUACAGAGGCAAGCAUAGGUGAUAUAUAAAAACCCAAUUAAAAUUAGUCAGGUGAAGAAAUCUACCAGAGGGAUCUGCAGAUAUGUCCCCGGAGAUUCUUCUAUUUGCAAAGGAGCUAGAAAUCCUUUUUUUGAAGGGGUUUUCAGCAUUUUUUUUUUUACCUUUUUUAAAACAAGAGAAGGAAAGGUUUUGAGGAACCAGCUUGAAGCUUUUUGGAUAUAGUAGAUGAAGCUCAGCUGGGUUUCUGUUGAUUCUUUCACUUCCUGUGCAUUGAAGUAUAUACUUCUACAUAUAAUUAUAUACUACUCCGUAGUGUUUUAGAUAGAGUUAGUAAUGAAAGAAUGAUUCGCUAUGUACAUUUUAUCAACCUUUUGUGUACUCUGUUUUUACAGACUACCCUUGUGAGUUGUGUAUAUGGAAAAUAUUCUCAUAUGAUAA
Spinacia oleracea (spinach) is the source of this 2340-nucleotide messenger RNA. Its product is annotated as 9-cis-epoxycarotenoid dioxygenase NCED1, chloroplastic. Gene Ontology annotation, cellular component: chloroplast stroma. The transcript has a single exon. Gene Ontology annotation, molecular function: carotenoid dioxygenase activity. NCBI's taxonomy places the organism in Eukaryota, Viridiplantae, Streptophyta, Magnoliopsida, Caryophyllales, Amaranthaceae. The record is from RefSeq and is a predicted model, not a curated record. Gene Ontology annotation, biological process: carotene catabolic process. Bases 136 to 1920 code for a protein of 594 amino acids.